Coregonus clupeaformis (lake whitefish) is the source of this 1368-nucleotide messenger RNA. RefSeq names its product MOB kinase activator 3A. Lineage: Eukaryota; Metazoa; Chordata; Actinopteri; Salmoniformes; Salmonidae. The coding region runs from base 421 to 1071 and encodes 216 amino acids. Gene Ontology annotation, biological process: positive regulation of protein phosphorylation; signal transduction. The transcript is spliced from 5 exons. Gene Ontology annotation, cellular component: cytoplasm; nucleus. Gene Ontology annotation, molecular function: protein kinase activator activity. The record is from RefSeq and is a predicted model, not a curated record.
GGAAGUGCUUUUUUUGUUGUUGGUAGGGAGGGGCCUAUUUUAGUUGCCUAAGUAUAGACUUAGCGCUAUGCUCAGAACUACUAUACAUUAAUCAUAAUGUAGCCGUUGUUAUACAUAUAAAAAGGAUUAGCAAAGUUUAUUCUAUUCAAGGGAACACAGCAAGGGAAGGAACAUUGAAGCGGAACAAGUGUUGAUGUUCAGGUUAUGUUGGAGAACAGACUUCCAUAAACUUACCACUCUUUGGACAGCAGUCAUAGAUGUGUGUUAUAUAUUUUGAUUUAAACCUUCAUCAGCCUCAGGACCAAAACCAGCUGCAAGGAAAAAUAAAACCAGCGUAUAACAGCUCCACUGUUGUUUAUAUCUCCUCGUUCUAACCAGUAAAUCAUUCAGUAAGACAUAAACAAACUGCCACAUGCAACAAUGUCCAUGGCCCUGAAGCAAGUCUUCAACAAGGACAGGACAUUCCGGCCGAAACGUAAGUUUGAGCCUGGGACACAGCGCUUUGAGCUGCACAAGAAGGCUCAGGCAUCUCUGAAUGCAGGCCUGGACCUGAAGCAGGCGGUGGCGCUGCCCCAUGGAGAGGACCUUAAUGACUGGGUGGCUGUGCACGUGGUGGACUUCUUCAACCGCAUCAACCUCAUCUACGGCACCAUCAGUGACUCCUGCACAGACCAGACCUGCCCUGUCAUGUCGGGGGGGCCCAAGUACGAGUACCGCUGGCAGGACGAGCACAAGUACAAGAAGCCCACAGCCGUGCCGGCCCCAAAAUACAUGAGCCUGCUGAUGGACUGGAUCGAGGUACAGAUCAACAACGAGCACAUCUUCCCCACCAACGUCGGUACUCCCUUCCCAAAGACCUUCAUGCAGGUAGCUAAGAAGAUUUUGUCUCGCCUGUUCCGUGUGUUCGUCCACGUCUACAUCCACCACUUUGAUCGUGUGAACCAGAUGGGUGCAGAGGCCCAUGUCAACACCUGUUACAAGCACUUCUAUUACUUUGUAACUGAGUUUAACCUUACAGACUACAAGGAGCUCGAGCCACUGAAAGAGAUGACAUCACGGAUGUGCCACUAAGGGAGCGCCACUGACCACUUGACAAAUUCCCCCUUGAAGACUAGUUCCGUCCAUAUAGAAGACAGAAACAGGAAACCAAAUCUAAAAGAGUCUUUAUUUUUAUAAACAAGUACUGUUAUCUAUUUUAACCAUGUAGGUUUGUUUAACCAGGAACUUUGUUGUUUUUUUAAUUUGAAGCUGAAUCAUUCCUGUAAUUUAGUUGUUCUCUUAUCUAAAAUGAAUAUAUGUAUGUUUGUACAUAUCUAAGAUUGUAGUAUGUGGAGACAUUAAAUGUACUCAUUGUGUUCCUACUCUAAA